Botrytis porri is the source of this 1032-nucleotide messenger RNA. RefSeq lists its product as uncharacterized. NCBI's taxonomy places the organism in Eukaryota, Fungi, Ascomycota, Leotiomycetes, Helotiales, Sclerotiniaceae. The coding region runs from base 1 to 1032 and encodes 343 amino acids. The record is from RefSeq and is a predicted model, not a curated record. The transcript is spliced from 3 exons.
AUGACCAAAUUAAUCGUAAUCAUCGGUGUGACUGGGAAUCAAGGGAAUUCCGUGGCCCAGAGAUUCCUUCAGGACUCCAACUACAAAGUCCGUGGUAUAACACGAAAUGCCUCAUCCGCCACAGCUCAAUCACUCUCCGCGCAGGGCGUUGAGAUCGUGGAAGCGGAAUUGGAUGAUGUAAACUCUUUGAUCUCUGCUUUUCAGGGUGCGCAACUUAUCUUUAGCGUCACAAACUACUGGGAACCUUUCUUCCGUUCCGAUUGCCGUCAACAUGCCCAGGAGCUUGGAAUCUCAUGCCGGAAAUAUGCCUAUGAUGUUGAGUAUCGACAAGGAAAGAAUAUUGCUGAUGCUGCUGCUCACUCGAGUGUCAUUUCGGGACUCGAUGCAAAUGGAUUCAUUACGAGUACGUUGAGUCAUGCUAGAAAAUCUAGUAAAGGGAAGUUUACAGAAGUGUAUCAUCAUGAUGCAAAGGCUGAUGUCUUUCCUUAUUAUGUGAAGGAGAAAUAUGGAGGCGAAGGAGAAUUGGCGGGGAAAAUGAGUUGUGUUAUGACGGGGUACUUUACUAGUAGUUAUAAAUUGGCUGUGAAAAGUUAUUUGGGAAAGCAACCCGACGGAACUUUCCAAAUGAGUUUCCCAACAACCCCGAAUAAAGCAGUUCCUCAUAUUGCCAUAAACAGUGAUCUUGGUUCUUUUGUUUAUGCCGUUUCUCAACUUCCACCUGGUAAGAGCUACAUGGCAUGCGGCAGUGACUGUUCCUGGAGCGAGUAUAUUCUUUUAUGGAGCGAAACAACUGGAAAGGUUGCGACAUAUAGGCAAUGCACAGAAGAUGAGUUUGUGGGACGAGAACAGGAUAAAGCUUUCGGAGAGGAAUUGAAUGCGAUGUUUGCUUAUUCUAGCGACCCGGGAUAUGAUGGAGGUGAUAAGACAUUGUGGAUGAAGGAGGAUAUUGAGAAGGCUGGAGUGAAAUGCCCCAUGACUACUUUGGAAGAGUGGAUGAAGAAGGAAGACUGGACUGCUGUUUUUGAACAGUAA